This is a messenger RNA of Cyprinus carpio (common carp), 5132 nucleotides long. RefSeq names its product inactive dipeptidyl peptidase 10. Gene Ontology annotation, molecular function: serine-type peptidase activity; dipeptidyl-peptidase activity. The record is from RefSeq and is a predicted model, not a curated record. NCBI's taxonomy places the organism in Eukaryota, Metazoa, Chordata, Actinopteri, Cypriniformes, Cyprinidae. Gene Ontology annotation, biological process: proteolysis.
ACACCAUCCUAUUAAAGGGAUCCGCCAGUGGGGUGUGUAGAGCAACUUGCAGCACGAACUCAAACAAGGCUUUGAAGUGAACUGCAUUAGGAGCUGGAUCUGUGCUGAAUCCUACAAUGAUUGCCUCCACACAGCAGAACAUGACAACGGAGCUGGACCUUGGCAGCACGGUAGGACCUCCUCGGAAUUGGAAGGGAAUUGGGAUCGCCAUGGUGGUCAUCUUGGGGGUCAUGUCUCUGGUCACCCUCUCAAUUUUUCUGCUCACACCUGAUGAGUCUCACCUCCUGCUGCUGUCUCGUCUCACUCUGGAGAACCUGGAGAACGAGGAUUUCCGAGUUCAUGACCCGUGUGCGAUGUGGCUAAAUGAGAACGAGGUGUCACUUUGCACACGGGAGGGUCAUGUUUUAAUCCACAGUCUCAGCACCAAUCUAACUGCCACACUAUUGGACAACAGCACCCUGGAUCUGAAGUCCAUGAGGUUCCAGGUUUCGGCUGAUAAGAAGUUCAUCCUGAUGGCUUAUAAUAUCCAACAUGUAUUCUCACAGUCCUUCACAGCAUCCUUUGCAAUCUUCACAGUGGCCAGCGGGGAGAUUACAGACCUCACCCCAUCAGAGGAGGAUACAUCUGUACUUCAGUAUGCAGCAUGGGGACCUCAAGGGAACCAGUUGGUCUAUGUCUUUGAAAAUGACAUCUACUACAAGCCAGAUGUUUUUGGCAAAUCCAUACGUCUGACAGCCACGGGCAGAAACGGGAUGGUGGUUAAUGGACUGUCUGAUUGGACCUAUGAGGAGGAGAUACUGCUGAAAUACCCUGCGUUCUGGUGGGCAAAAGAUGGCGCGCGCCUGGCAUAUCUGUCUAUUAACAACUCAGCAACUCCUUUUAUGGAGAUUCAUCACUUCCUGGGCGGGAUCUACCCUUCUAAUGUCCUCUACCCAUAUCCGAAGGCAGGUUCCAGAAUCCCAUCAGCCAGUCUGUUUGUGGUGAAUUUAUAUGGUCCAGCACACACAUUAGAGAUGAUUCCUCCAGACUCCCACAACAGCAGAGAUAGCUACAUCUCUAUGGUGAGCUGGAUAAGCAGCACGCGUCUGGCUGUGCGCUGGUUGAACCGGGUCCAGAACCAGUCUGUGCUGUGUGUGUGUGAGGCUACGACAGGAGCCUGCUCAGAGAGGCACCAAAUGGCGAUGGACUUCUGGCACAGCAACCAGCGCCAGGAGGAGCCGUUGUUCACGGCAGAUGGUUCUCUGUUUUACCUCAUCCUGCCUGCCAAGCAAGGGGCCCGUGGGGAGUUUCUCCACAUCGCCAGCCUCCCCGCUCAGACUUCCACUCCUUCGGUUUCUCCUCGCUUUCUAACAUCAGGGAACUGGGAUGUAACCUCACUGUGUGCCCUUGACGAGGAGAACGAUAAAAUCUAUUUUCUGAGUACGGAGGAGUCGCGGCAGAGCAGACACUUAUACAGCGUGGAGCUCGGAGGAGUGUUUCAUCGCCAGUGUCUGACAUGCAACCUGCUUGAGCGAUGCAGCUUCUUUAAAGCAGACUUCAGUCCCAAUCAGACAUACUUUACCCUCUAUUGCUUGGGCCCAGGUGUCCCAAAGGUAACCAUUCACAGCACAAGUGACCCUUCCAGAUACACAGUGGUGGAAGACAACAGCCUCCUCGCUAUGUCUCUUGAAACCAAGCGGCUCUCUGAGACAGUUUUCCAGACGCUUUCCUUUGACAACAGCGACCUAGAUCUGAAGAUGUCCCUGCCUCCUGGGUAUGAGGGAAACCUGCACUCUCUCCUUAUUAUCAUUGACAGUAUUCCCGGGAGGCAGUCGGUAACGGAGGAGUUUGCCCUGGGCUGGCCGGAGGUUUUAUCCAGCCUGCAUGGAGUGGCACUGGCCUGGAUCGACAGCAGAAGCCAAGUCUCACAGACACAGAAAAGCAGCACCCUGGACCCUCGCAAGCUGGGUUCCCUACGCAUUAAAGACAAGCUUGGAGUAGUGGAAUGGUUAAUGCAGUUGCCGUACAUUGAUGGGAGAAGAAUUGCUGUUUAUGGAAAGGGAUUCGGUGGCUAUUUAGGUUUGAAGAUGUUGACGGCAACCGAUCAGAUGUUCAAAUGUGCCGCUGUCAUGGCUCCCAUCACAGACUUCAAGCUCUAUAGUGCUGCUUUCUCAGAGAGAUAUCUAGGCCUUCCAGCUAAGGAGGAGCAUUCAUACAUGGCUGCGUCUUUGUUGGAUGACAUUCACAAGCUAAAAGAUGAAAACUUCCUCCUCAUACACGGGACUGCAGAUGCACGAGUACAUUUCCAACACAGCGCUGAGUUGUUGAGUCGUCUGGUGAAGGUAGAGGCCAACUACACCCUUCAGCUGUACCCAGACGAAGGCCAUUCCCUAAGAGAAGAGCGGAGCAACCAACACCUGCACCGUACACUCCUUCAGUACCUCCAAAACUGCCUCAAAUAUGACCCCUUCCUCAUCAUAGAGGAGGAAGAGGAGGACGACGAAGAGGAAGAGUGAUCUCUUCCACCGUGUCCGCUCUCGGUCCUCAGAGGUGCCCAAUACUGGUGUCUAACUUCAGGAUGCGUUAUUUCACCAAAGGAAAAAAUGAGCAGAAUGGAGAUCAAGAGGACCAAAUUCACCAGCUACUGUAUUUACCACAAACUCAAUUUUGGGAUUUCUUUUUUUGUUUGUUUGUUUUUGUUCAGACUGCAACCGUCAAUGUUUCCUGAGCGUUCAGGAAGAUGAAACACAACUGCUCUGGGUCAUACAGUUUUCAAGGAAAUUACGCACAGUGUAAUGUCUAAAGGACCCCAUGCAAUCAAUAUCUUAAGUCAGUUUAUGUGUAAAAUGGGUAAAAGAUGCAUGUUGCUCAGCCUUGAUAUUGCAGCGCCACCCUGUGUUCAAAGAUAGAAAAAAUACCAGUGGUUUUACAGAUUCAGUGUUGUUAUUGUUUACUAAAACUAUAUAUAAAAAAAUUAAUUGAAAUUAAAAUAAAAUAUAAAUAUAAGGCUGCAUAGAAAAAAACUUAAAAACUUGAAUGAAAAUUAGAAAUGUUGCCUUGGCUACUAACGGAAAUAAUAAUAAAAGUCAAAAUUAAAAAAAAAAACCUAAAAAAUAAAUUAAAGCUAAAUAGAAAUAUUUAAAAACAUCAAAAGCACAUAAAAUUACUAAAACUACUAAACUAAAAUGAAAACAUACAUAUACAACAUAUAAAAAUUAAAAGCUCAUGUAAAAUAUUAAUAAAUGCCAUAAUAUUAUAGAAAUAAUGCUGAAUAACACUGUACCUGAUGUGUACCUGAUAUUUGUAAAGAAGGGUGGAUAAUAUGAUGCUGCAGAGAUAUGGAACACAAAUGAGAUUGCUGACAUGAAAUGAAUGCCUAUUUUACACAAUAUUUAUUUAAAAUUCACAAAAAAAAAAAAAUGGAAAUAGAGACGGUUUCUUAUUCAUUGACAUCAAACCGAACUAGCACAUCUGUUAAUCAGCCUUAUGGACACUGUUACUGGCUGAUAAUCUCAACAAGACCAGAGACCUGAUCUAUCACUAGCCUAUACUGUGGAAGAUUUGAUUGAAUGUAAACUGCAAAGUGUAAUUUGAACCUGGUUCUUUAUAUGCAUGACAAACCGGAUGCAUGGUACUGUAUAUUCUGAUUCUUUCAUAAUCUCUGUGCCAAACAUAAUAGUAAUUUGUGGGGGAAAAAAAGUAGAAUUGCAUACAGUGUGUUAACCCAAAGCACACAGUGUGCACAUACAGCAAGUUUUGAACAUCUCCAAAGUAUUGCAGUGUAAGUACACGGGCUGUCCUUGCUGUAAGAGUACAAAAUCAAUGACUCACACUGCAUGCUGCUGUUUACAGAAGCCUCAUAAGGUCUCCAGCAUACGUCAUAUCUCUUUAUAAAUGUUGAGCCCUACUGUACGCAGUUUCACACAGAGAGUAACUAUUUUAACUGACAGGCAAACAUAAUUUUUUUCUGAUGCCAUUGUCAUGCAUAUGCAAAUUUCAUGUUUACAGAUCAAAUGUGCCAAAUACUCUGUGACCAAACUUUUCAGUACCGACUUAUGUUACAAUUUUGAAUGUGGCAGUUUGUGCACUUAGUACAUUUUUUAUGUUUAUCUGUAAGAUUCUUUAUGCAAGGUUUUGUUCAUUUAUAUUUUAACAAAAAAGUCUGUAACCAUGGUAAAUUUUGGUUAAUCAGUUGGUAAAAUCAGAGUACUUUUAUAGACAAUGUCCAAAAAAGCAUGUAUUUGCAUAUAUGCUUUUAUAGAUAAACUGUCGUUCAAAAACUUGGGGUCGGUAAGAUAUUUUUAAAAGAAAUAAAAUAAAAAUAAAAGUAUUAAAGUGAUCAAAAGUUACAGUAAAGGCUUUCUUACAAAAAAUAAAAAUCAUAUUUUAAAAUAAAUGCUGUUUUUAUUAACUUUCUGUUAAUCAAAGAAUAAAAAAAAGUAAUUCCAUAAAAAUAUUAAGCAGAACAACAUUGAUAAUAAAAAGAAAUAUUAUUUAUUGAUACUAGAAUGUCUUCCGAAGCAUCAUGUGACACUUAAGCAGUUGAAAAUUAACUUUGCCAACACAGGAAUAAAUUAUAUUUGAAAAUAAUUUAAAAUAGAAAAAAAUUACAAUAUUACUGUGUUUACUGCAUAUUUGACUAAGUAAAUACAGCCUUGGUGAGCAUAAAAUUCUUACCGUCCCCACGAUUUUGAACAGUAGUGUACCUCAAUAUAUGCAGGUUUUAUCAAAAGUUCACCAGCUCAUGACAUAGUGACAUAUUUUAAACAUCAUAAAGCUUAUGAGAAAACAAAUUGGACAAAAUUAAAGUAGGUUAGUUUAAAGUUUCUAAUCAUAGAACACAAGAUAUCAGCCGUCCCACCUGCUUUCCCAUUCACUAACCAAAUGGUUAUUUAUUUUUUGUGACCUUCAUGUAUUGCUGAAAUGUGUAUGUAGAAACCUUGUAAGUUCUGUGUGUUGACAUUGUGAUGCAACUAAGCAAGUUACAUAUCCCAGAAUGUCCUGUUGUGCUGUAGGUCUAAGAAAAUCCUUCCUGCCAGAGCCAUGACAAUGUUACAGGCAGCAUGAAGUCUGAAAUGAACGUCCUUGAGCCUCUGUAACUAUAUAUUUGUAUUUAAUGACCCUUUUCCAAUAAAGUCUGAAUUCUUUGCGUA